Messenger RNA from Pelobates fuscus (common spadefoot toad), 3089 nucleotides. Its product is annotated as cadherin-10. Lineage: Eukaryota; Metazoa; Chordata; Amphibia; Anura; Pelobatidae. Gene Ontology annotation, cellular component: plasma membrane; adherens junction; catenin complex. Gene Ontology annotation, biological process: calcium-dependent cell-cell adhesion; adherens junction organization; cell-cell junction assembly. The transcript is spliced from 11 exons. Gene Ontology annotation, molecular function: calcium ion binding; cadherin binding. The coding region runs from base 126 to 2486 and encodes 786 amino acids. The record is from RefSeq and is a predicted model, not a curated record.
UUUGAGAAAAUGGAACGAACAGAGAUGAAGAAACUGCUUGCCAAAUAUUCCAUCUGAUUAGCUACAAACUCAGCAACAUUAUAUAUUAACAUAUUAUUUGAACUCUACUGUGAGACAGCACAACUAUGAUAUCACGCCUACUUCUAGUCCUCCUUUGGAUUUCCACACCCAACCCUUGUCACACUGAACUUUACUUUAAGAGGACUCCUGAUGAUCAACCUAAAGAAAUGCUACAACAUUUCUCAGUCAAUGAUGGUAAACUGUUAAAUCGGCAUAAACGAGGCUGGAUGUGGAAUCAGUUCUUUUUACUGGAAGAGUACACUGGAUUGGAUUAUCAAUAUGUUGGCAAGCUUCAUUCAGAUCAAGAUAAAGGAGAUGGAAAUCUGAAAUAUAUACUCUCAGGGGAUGGAGCUGGCACACUUUUUGUUAUUGACGAGAAAACAGGUGACAUUCAUGCUACACGACGGAUUGACAGAGAAGAAAAAGCCUUCUACACCUUGCGUGCCCAAGCAAUAAACCGAAAGACAUUAAGACCUGUGGAACCAGAGUCUGAAUUCGUCAUUAAGAUACAUGACAUAAAUGAUAAUGAGCCAACCUUUCCAGAAGAAAUUUAUACUGCCAGUGUCCCUGAAAUGUCUGAUGUUGGUACUUUUGUGGUGCAAGUGACUGCAUCGGAUGCAGAUGACCCUUCUUAUGGAAACAGUGCCAAAGUUAUCUACAGCAUACUACAGGGACAGCCAUAUUUUUCUGUAGAACCUGAAACAGGUAUUAUUCGAACUGCAUUGCCAAACAUGAAUAGAGAAAAUAGAGAACAUUACCAAGUGGUUAUUCAGGCCAAAGAUAUGGGAGGCCAGAUGGGAGGAUUAUCUGGGACAACCACGGUGAACAUCACUCUGACUGAUGUCAAUGACAAUCCACCUAGAUUCACACAGAAUUCCUAUCAUCUCGGUGUCCAAGAAUCAUCUGCCAUUGGGACAGCAGUUGGUCAUAUUAAGGCAAUUGAUGCUGAUAUUGGUAAAAAUGCUGAAGUACAAUACAGAAUCAUAGAUGGAGAUGAAAUGGGAAUGUUUGAGAUAAUAACAGAGAAAAGUACACAGGAUGGUGUCAUAACCAUUAGGAAGAGAUUGGACUAUGAAAGCAAAAGGUUAUACACUUUAAAAGUGGAAGCUAUGAACACACAUGUAGAUGCUCAUUUCUAUUAUCUUGGACCAUUUAAAGAUACGGCUACUGUGAAAAUUUCAGUGGAAGAUUCUGAUGAGCCACCAUUGUUUAGUCGACCUAGCUAUAUGUUUAAAGUACAUGAGGAUAUUGAAGUGGGCACGAUUAUUGGCACUGUAAUGGCCAGAGAUCCUGACACUGUUUCCAGUCACAUCAGGUUUUCAUUGGAUCGCCAUACUGACCUUGACAGGAUAUUUAAUAUACACUCAGGAAAUGGAUCAAUUUAUACAGCAAAACCUCUGGACCGUGAAAUAUCCCAGUGGCAUAAUCUUAGCAUCAUAGCUACGGAAAUUAAUAACCCAAAGCAAACUACACGGGCUACAAUUUACAUUCUAAUUUUGGAUGUCAAUGACAAUGCACCACAAUUUGCAAUGUUCUAUGAUACAUUUGUGUGUGAAAAUGCAAGAGCCGGACAGUUAAUUCAAACAAUAAGUGCUGUAGACAAGGAUGAACCCCCUGGUGGGCAAAAAUUCUUCUUUAGUUUGGCAUCUGUUAAUCCAAACUUCACUGUACAGGAUAAUGAAGAUAACACUGCUCGAAUAUUAACAAGACGAAAUGGUUUUAGUAGACAUGAAAUAAACACAUACCUUCUGCCAGUAGUCAUUUCUGACAACGAUUACCCAAUCCAAAGCAGCACUGGGACAUUAACUAUCAGAGUGUGUACUUGUGAUAGCCGAGGUAACAUGCAGUCCUGUAAUGCUGAAGCCUUGCUCUUACCUGCUGGACUUAGUACUGGUGCUUUAAUAGCAAUUCUUCUUUGCAUCAUCAUACUGCUACUUAUAGUGGUACUGUUUGCGGCUUUGAAAAGACAGAGAAAAAAAGAACCUUUGGUAUUGUCAAAAGAGGACAUCAGAGACAACAUUGUCAGUUACAAUGAUGAAGGAGGUGGAGAAGAGGAUACGCAAGCUUUUGAUAUUGGCACACUACGAAACCCUGGUGCAAUCGAGGAUAAAAAACAUAGAAGAGAUAUAAUUCCUGAAAGUCUAUUGUUACCACGGAGAACUGCUGGUGUCCCAGAUAAUACGGAUGUCCGUGAUUUUAUUAACCAAAGGCUAAAAGAGCAUGAUAAUGAUCCAACUGCACCACCAUAUGAUUCCCUUGCAACUUAUGCAUAUGAAGGCAAUGAUUCUAUAGCUGAAUCCUUAAGCUCUUUAGAAUCCAGUACUACAGAAGGGGACCAAAACUAUGAAUACCUCAAAGAAUGGGGUCCACGUUUUAAUAAACUAGCUGAAAUGUAUGGCAGCGGGGAGAGUGAUAAAGAUUCCUAACUUGAACAAUAAGUUAUCACUCUUUUUUCUUUUAUUUUGUUUGAUUUCAAGCUAAAUGGAAAUACAUUUGCGAGCACUUGGAAAAUAUUAACAUUUUAAAAUACCUUUUUUUUCCUGGCACUCAGCACAGUGUUAAAAUAAUAACAAUAAUACAUUAAAAACUUUUUACAGAAUUCAUUUCUUUCAUCAGUUUUUAUUCUAUGUAGAAUACCAGCUUAGCGUAUGGCUCAUAUUUGUCACAAGCCAUGGGUUUAAAUCCAUGGGAUUUAUGUUGUAUGUCAAUCGAAUGUUCAUUUGAAAAAACUUGAACAGAAGAACACUUCCUCAUGCAAGUUCAUGCACACAUUGCUUCUUUUGGUUACAUUGGCUGCUUUUCCAAUUGCAGCAUUUUUUUUUCUUUUCAGAAGGAACAAGGAAAUAAUGUCUUGAUACAUUAUGUACAUUAAAGGUUGAUGAAAAUGUACAUGUGAUGUUAGUGUGAUUUACAUAUGGUGAAGAUACAUGUUAGUACUAGAACUUCAUUUCAUCAAAUAGUAUCUUGCCAAUGUUUGAUAUUUAUAUUUUUGUAUUAUUUUUAAGAAAUAAACCAGUUUUUACAACAUG